Molecule: messenger RNA, 1567 nt
Organism: Asterias rubens (European starfish)
Lineage: Eukaryota; Metazoa; Echinodermata; Asteroidea; Forcipulatida; Asteriidae
Product: biogenesis of lysosome-related organelles complex 1 subunit 3-like
Exons: 3
Coding region: 128-793 (221 amino acids)
Cellular component (GO): BLOC-1 complex
Source: RefSeq, a predicted model, not a curated record
CACGCGGUCAAAAAUAUGGCCCAUUCAGUCAGUAAAAUGUAAACACAUUACACAAUCUUUGACUUUGGUGGGUGUAGCUGUUCUUCAGAGUUUCUUAGGAAAACAAACUUCGAGUAAAUUGUUCCUAAUGUCAGAAAUAGUUUCAAGUGUUUAUGGUGAGGCAAUAGAAUCAGACUCCGAUGAAGAAGAAGGAAGUAUGGGUAUGAUUGGGGAGAGGUUGCCGUUGGGCGUACCGACAGCAGGGCCCGUCCCGCUGCGUACUCUAUCGGCCCAGCCUGGUGUGGUCGUACAGGGAGAAGCUUCAGAAACGGAUGAUAGUGAAGAUGAUGAGGAUGAUGAUGAAGCGAGGAUAAAAAACUCCUCAUCUGACCCUGCUGGGAUAAGACAUGCGGGUCUCCCUCCAUUGAAAGUUGAGCUUUCACCCAGAAACGAUGAUUCAAGAUCGCUAUCAACAGGAAGUACAACAUCACAAAAUGAGUCCCAACAUUCUGAGAAAAGCAUAUCCAAGUUUGAUACACUGCUCCAUCGUAAACUGCGAGAGAGAAAUGCAAGUCUUCAAUCCACAUUGCAUGACUGCGUAGCUGGAGCGUUCCUGUUAUCUGCCAAGGAGUUAGGGGAAGCUAAUCAAAUGCUGGCUAAGUCACAAUCUGUUAUCCAGGAUGUGAGCCAUAACUUGAGAGUUUUCACCACAGAUUUAAAAAAGAUUGAACAGAGACUGGAUAUGAUCAACUCUUGUGUCAACAUUCCAAAUAUCAGAAUUGAACUCAAACAAAGGGAACAUGUCAUGAAUUAAAUGACAGAAAUAUCACAUUGCUGGUCAGUGUUGGCUUCAAUGGACAGUCGUUGCUGAAGUUGAGAGGAAAUGAAUGCUUUUACUGAAGACAUUUUAACAGUCGAGCUUCAACAAGGAAUUGGGUAUGUUUGAUACCAGAUGAUAUUUAAGAUAGGAACCAUUUGAAAUCAGUCUUAGCUUCACAUUUGCUAGUUUUUGUAAUGUGAUUUGUAUGGAAUGCAUACAUGUGUGUUGUCUUUUGGGAUUUCUAUUUUAUGACUUUUUGUAACUUAUUUUUGUGUGAUUUUCUUUAUCGUUUUAUUCAACUCAAAGAAAGCGUCUUCUUAGGGGAAGGGUCAUUCUGCAGAUUAUUUAUUUUAAAAUUUGAAUCAUAGAUGUAUGAAUAUAACGAACAUUUAUCUCUUGGCAUUGGAAACAAUGUACCAACACAUUGGUUUAUUUCUAGAAAAGACAUGUUUCAUAAAUCAAUUAAUACUGGAGAAUUAUUGACUACUGUGUUCAUCAAUUAUUUUAAUAAGACCAGUCCUACAUCAUAAAGAAAUCUGUCCCCCAGAAAUCCUGUCCCCCAUCAUAAAAAAAGGGCAAUUAAAAUGGGCUGGAGGAGAGGGACUCACAAGAGGGCGCUAUAAGAAGAAGCUUGUGUGAGAGACAGGAUCUCCUGCCAGUCGGCCAAGCCUGUAAUGGAGGAAAGAACUCUUUAGACCAGGGCCCGAUUUCUGCUCAGCACAAAAAUUUAAUUAGCAUGAAAUGUCUGCCUCGAUAAAAACAGGACAA